Saprolegnia parasitica CBS 223.65 is the source of this 509-nucleotide messenger RNA. RefSeq names its product prefoldin. The transcript has a single exon. NCBI's taxonomy places the organism in Eukaryota, Oomycota, Saprolegniomycetes, Saprolegniales, Saprolegniaceae. Bases 22 to 465 code for a protein of 147 amino acids. The record is from RefSeq and is a predicted model, not a curated record. Gene Ontology annotation, biological process: regulation of DNA-templated transcription; protein folding. Gene Ontology annotation, cellular component: prefoldin complex; cytoplasm.
GGAGUUUCCGUGGUCGCUACGAUGUCGAAUGAAGUGAGCUUGAUGGAUCUGAGCCUCGAGCAGCUCAACAACCUCAAGACGCAGUUCGAGCAAGAGCUGCAGCAGCUCACGUCGUCCUUCUCGGGCUUGCGCGAGGCGCAGACGCGCUUCGCCGACUCCAAGGGCGCGCUGCAGGCGCUCGAGCCCACGAACCUCGGCAAGAAGGUGCUCGUGCCGCUGACGUCGUCCAUGUUUGUGCCCGGGAAGCUUAGCAACGUCAAGAGCGUGCUCGUCGACGUUGGCACUGGCUACUUUGUCGAGAAGAAUGUGGACGACGCCAAGAGCUUCAUGGACCGUAAGGUCGAGUUUUUGCAAAAGAACACGGACUCGCUCAAGGAAGUGAUCGAGGCCAAGCGCACGAACCUCGAGGCCGUCAUCCAGGUCAUGCAGCUCAAGAUCCGCAUCGGCGAGCAGCAGAGCGCAUAGGCGUAGCGUGAGCAUCCAUCCCAAUUUUGAUUCUAUCUUCGUCC